AUGGCGGCUACUACUGCACAGGUCAUCGGUUGUUUCUCUCCUGGAGCCUCUCCUUCGCUGCUCUGUCCAAUCUUCGUCGCGGCUGUGGUGCUGUCCUUUGGAUGCAUGAUUAGCCCUACCCAGGCUCUCCAGAGCAUUACCAUCAGCUCCAGAUACUACUACGUUUCGUCCAAGACAAAGGGUGUUUCCCCUUCACCCUACACUGGUUCCUUUCAAGUUUCCGUCAAGAUGACUGAAUUCACUCAACUGGUUGGGUACACUCUUCGUGUGUUUGCCCUGCCCCACAAACCCAAAGCCAACUUUUCUGAUGUCGGGAUUUUCAAGGGGAAGGAGGGCGCCACGGGUCCUUUAGUGACGUCCUUCCCCUGCAGGAUGCACACUGUGGGGACUGGAUAUGUCUGCUUUGGCGAAGCCCGUACGACCCUGGAUAAAUCAUGGACCCCUAAGCUCAAAGCAGCCGAUCUGAUUAAAGCUGGCGCAUAUGACACCCCUGGUAACUUCUAUGUUAAUGUGACAUAUUGCGGAGCUACCACUGCCUCUGGCGGAUCUAGUGGUAUCAUUAGGGGACAGUUAGUGGGCUGA
Closterium sp. Naga37s-1 is the source of this 582-nucleotide messenger RNA. The record is from the annotation of a GenBank genome assembly. NCBI's taxonomy places the organism in Eukaryota, Viridiplantae, Streptophyta, Zygnematophyceae, Desmidiales, Closteriaceae.